Gambusia affinis (western mosquitofish) is the source of this 1648-nucleotide messenger RNA. Its product is annotated as limbic system-associated membrane protein. The transcript has 8 exons. Bases 89 to 1321 code for a protein of 410 amino acids. The record is from RefSeq and is a predicted model, not a curated record. Lineage: Eukaryota; Metazoa; Chordata; Actinopteri; Cyprinodontiformes; Poeciliidae.
CGGAGGAAAACAAACUGAGGUUAGUGCAGGUGAAUUUAAAGGAGGGUGAACAGAAAACCACAGCAAGAGUAGAACAUCUGGUGAAGUCAUGGCACAUCAUCAACAAAGCUGCUGCUUUCUCAUCAUCCUGUGCGUGAGAGGUAUUCUGGGUGGUGAUUGGUCAGUUGUUGUCCCCACUCAUCCCCUUUGUGCUGCGAUUGGUUCUUCAGUAGUCUUCCCCUGUUCCUAUGACUACCCACCUAACUCUGAUGAAGUCCACCCAGAGACAGGAAGCAAUGAAAUAAAGGUUUUGUCUGAGAUAUGGUGUCUCUCAGCCAAUCGCUGCGUUACAAAAAGCAAAGUGUUCCACAGUGCCGGUGGUUCCGUGGAUUUGUCUUAUCAGGGCCGGGUGCAGUACCUGGGAAAACCAGGAAACAAGAACUGCUCUCUGAGGAUUUCUAAUCUCAAAGAGUCGGACAGUGGAACGUACGUGUUUUACUUCCUCACCAACCAUGCGACGCAGAAGUUGCCUCCACAGCGUGGCUUGCGGUUCUUAGUGGCAGCUUCUUGCACCUCAGUUGUGGUCAUGGCGAGUCCAUCCCGCGUCGUCCGGGAGGGGACAGCCUUAGACCUGCUCUGUUGCGUCCCAACUGCCAAUUCACUAAGCCUCUUCACAUGGCACAGGACCAAAGGUGCCAAGUUGGAACAUACUGGACCGAUGUGGAAGACCCGCAAAGUUACAUCGGAUCAAUCUGGCCGCUUCUACUGCCAAGUGCAGACUGGAGACCAGACGCUACGCUCAGAUGUUCUGAGAAUCGAUGUGCAGCACCCACCUAGGAACAUGAUCAUCUCCACCUGGAGAGAAAAGACGACACAUCCUAUGACUCUGACCUGCAGCAGUGAGGCCAGCCCAGUGGUCCGCACCUACGUUUGGUACGAGGGUGAAGCAUGUCUCCCAGCAGCAGACUUAAGGUUUCAUCGAGGAACAUCCAUCCAGGCCACAUUAACAGGAAGUGACUCAACACUCACCAGUGCCAACAUCACCGCGGAGGACAACGGGGUGUACUGCUGUGUGGCACGCAACAAACUUGGCUUUCAGAAAGCCAGCUUGACUCUGACCUACACCAGAACGCCAACUCAGUCCGUCUCUUCAAAAACGCCAAUGACGCUGAUUGGAGGAAUUAUUGUGGGCCUGCUGGCUAUUUUUGCUAUCAUUAUCUAUUUCAUAAUGAGGAAAAUCAAGAGAGCCAGACGAAUCAUAUGUCCUGAAUUGGAACUACUGCGACAGAAUCAAGCAAUUGCUUUGACUAUGUGUCCCAACCCACGUUGGAUAACACAAUAACACAAUGUUGAGACCCGAUGGAUGCAUGAGAUGUCGGAUCAUGCUGCCCUGUAAACCCUCCACAUUUAUAAAGUUACACGAUGCAACCUAUUUGGGAUUUUUGAAACAGAAAGGACCAGAGUUUUCUAACCCUGGACCCCAAAGCGUGCUGCCCGGCUUGUUUUAGAAGUGUCUCUGCUUUUACACACCUGAUUCAGGUCAUUACUGUUCAGCAACAGACCUCUAAAUGAUGUUCCCCUACGGAGGGUGAAAAGUGCCACAAUUCCACCCAAAAAAUGAAGUAGCAAAUACUAUUGGGAGAUUUAAUAAAAGCUAAAAGAGAUAUUA